UGGUGUGGCUGUGGCUCAGCGGGUGGUGUUUGUUGUUUCAGAGGGAAGGUGGUGUAGCUGUGGCUCAGCGGGUGGUGUUUGUGUUUCAGAGGGAGGAGGCCGUGCUGAGAGCCCAGAGGGAGGCGGAGAGGAAGAGGAAGGAGAGGGAGCUGCUGCACAUCCAGGAGGAGCAGGAGAGGCUGCAGAGGAAGAAGAGGAUCGAGGAGAUCAUGAAGAGGACGAGGAAGAGCGAAGCGGAGCCGCUGUCUGGUGCUGCAGCCGCGGCCCUGUUGGAGGACGACGCCCCCCCCACUCCGGCCGAGGCCCCCGUCAUCCUGCUGGGACCCCUGGAGAAUAAGAGCUUUGUGGACGAGCUGUCUGACGGAGUACAGUCCAUGGACGUCAGUCCAGUGUCCAGGGACGAGCAGCCCAGCGCCCACGAGUUCUCCCCGCUCGCCGAGGGGCCUGAAGGCUGCACCUUGGAGCACCUCAUGGACCUGGAGGCCCACGGCCGGGGGGAGACCCCCGCCUACCCCAAACUGCAAGCCGGCAGCGGGGUGGGGGACCUCAACAAGAACCUUCUGAUCCAAGCCUACAGCGUGGCCUCCGAGUCCUCCCAGCUCAUCCACAGCGUCGGGCCGAGCAAGCUGGACGUCCAGUAGCACCACGAUCCACAUUUCACCCGCGGAACCGACGCAGAGCGACAGCUUCACGUCCGCAUCAGCAGACGACACAACAGCUCGGCUUGUGGCCACAUGGAGGCAGACGGACGACACCCCCCCCCUCCCCCCCGACUCAGAUUAGACAAAAGUACAGAGGAGGAGGUCGUUGUAGUAGAGUUCAGGUUCAGCGUUGACUUAGUAAAUUGUGCUUGUGCUUAUUUAGUCUUUUUUCUUUGUUUGAUCUCUGCGUCAUUCUGUGGAAAUAUGCUAAAAUCCUUGAGUAUAUAUUCACAUUCUACAGUAUCUCCCUACAUUGUAGUCUGAUGCAAGUUACCAGAUCAUUUGAAUAUUCGUGUUAAAAAGAUAGAAAUGUUUCAGCGUCACGUGAAGGAGCUUCUCCUCUUCCUCCUUCUUCCUCUUCCUGGCGAAGCUGGAUUCGUCCGUCUGCAGCGCCUCAACCUAUAACUCAAAGUAUCUCAUCCCUGCUUUUUGUCGGCCUCUGUAAAUAGCCCUGUGCGGGUGGAGGAGUCUGCAGCAGCUCAUGUUUGGGGGGCAGAAUAAAGAGCGACGUAGCGUCCGGUUGGUGCUCGUAGCGUGUUCUCCUGACAAAAACAAACUAAAAAGCUGCUGUAGAUUUACCGUCGCCCCCGACGACCAUCAACGACCUACGACCCCCCCCAUGAGCUCUCAUCUGGUGGCUUGGCUUUGUGUUGCUUCCUGCCGGUGGGGGUAAAUGUUGACAGGGUGUGUUGUGUAUCUGACUGUAACCACGCUAGCUGCAGCUUCAUCGUGUGUGUCACUGCUCCCAAACCCCCCCCACGCCCCCCACAGCUGAAACAUACCCCUCUGACGGGCAACAGGAAGAACAAAUACCCCACCGCGGGGCAAAAGCAUGAAAGACGAGUCUCUCGCUCCUUUCUGCUGGAGAAUAUUUCAUUCCUUCAGUGUUCAUAAUCAGCCACAAAGAAAACUACAUUUCUGACUAUUUAAGGAUCAUUUUAUUUUAUUGGGGUUUACUUUUAAUGUUCUAAAUCAUUUUUUAUUGUUUGUUUGAUUUUUGCUGGAAAUUGUCAGACGUCGGCCUUUAAAAGCCGUCGGAUGGCAUCGUGGUCCCACGUGUGUCGUCCGGACUAUUACGCUCCUUUAGUGCUUUUAACAUUUAAUUCAUGUCACUGUCCUAAACAUUUGGAUAAGCCUUAAAAAUAGAAACACACACAGAAUAUACUUCUUCAUUUGAAUAAACCUUCCAGAUGACGCAACCUCGGCGUCCUCAGUCACGGGGACAAUGUUCCCUCAUCACCGCGGCAACCUUCGGCACAUUCUUCUGUGCUUUUCCCCCCAGCUCGCUAUUCCUCCACAUUGGGCUGAAGCUCAUCAUUCCCCGGGUGCUUGUAUAUGAAGUUAAAAAUAAAGGACACAAUGUUUAUGCGAUAUUAUAGAACUCUGUGUCACUGCAGCUUGGUGGAAUAUAUCAUUGUAGAUGUGGUGCAUGGAUAACUGCUGAAGAAGAACAAUAAACUUCAUCCAGCCGUCGCUGAGACGGAUUAAUAAGAAAUGGCAAACUGACACCUUGGGUUCGAGGGGACGAGAAAAGAGUCAAAAAUGUAUAAGAUGUUUCAUCUUUGACAUUCAUAAUGAGGGACUUAUGAAAUGACAAAUGUAGUGUAGAGCUUAAUGCAGCCACUUUUAUUUAUCAUUAUAUCUCACUGUGUGUCGACUUUAUGCUGCACUGAAAUUAAAACUGAACUGCAAAAAUCA
This is a messenger RNA of Gasterosteus aculeatus aculeatus (three-spined stickleback), 2399 nucleotides long. The record is from RefSeq and is a predicted model, not a curated record. Lineage: Eukaryota; Metazoa; Chordata; Actinopteri; Perciformes; Gasterosteidae.